Cucurbita maxima (winter squash) is the source of this 1316-nucleotide messenger RNA. RefSeq names its product RWD domain-containing protein 1-like. NCBI's taxonomy places the organism in Eukaryota, Viridiplantae, Streptophyta, Magnoliopsida, Cucurbitales, Cucurbitaceae. Gene Ontology annotation, biological process: cytoplasmic translation. The record is from RefSeq and is a predicted model, not a curated record. The coding region runs from base 309 to 1085 and encodes 258 amino acids. The transcript is spliced from 10 exons. Gene Ontology annotation, molecular function: protein binding.
AAAUUCACUCAAGUGAGAGUGGCCUUAACACUUCUGGUAGAUGCUUUCUGAUAACACUAUCUCCACAGCCUUGACCUUGCUCGUGUGGUAUUGUCAAACAAAGCAAACUCACUGAUUGGCUCCCCGGCGCUGAUGGGGUCUCUUUUCUACAAAAUCCUUGAGGAUGGAAAUGGGGGGAAAAAGUAGAACCAAUAAAUCCCACGCUAGCAAAGACAAUAUGGAAAGGACAUCAGCCUAAAAAGGUGAAGUUCUUCCUUUGGAAAAUAGCGCAUAAAGCCAUUAACACAAGUGAAAAUCUUCAAAAAAGAAUGUCUUACAUCACUCUUUCUCCAAAUUGGUGUCCAUUAUACAAGAAAGAAAACGAAUCACAAAGCCACUUGUUUAUGCAAUGCACAUACGCUCAAAAUUUCUGGACAACGAUUCUCAAUAUAUUCAAAUGGCAUCUCACAUUUCCUAGGGAGGAGGAUGAGACAGAUGAAUCAACAACUAUGCCAGUUCAGCUGGGUUUGAUUUUCUCGCAUACAGAGAAAUAUCCUGAUGAACCUCCACUUUUGAAUGUGAAAAGUAUCAGAGGAAUCCCGGUAGAAGAUCUAAAGAUUUUGAGAGAAAAGCUUCAGCAAGAGGCAUCUGAAAAUCUUGGUAUGGCUAUGGUCUACACACUUGUGACAUCAUCUAAAGAGUGGCUAUCUGAGCGAUUUGGUCAAGAAAGUAGCCUUGAGAUUGCUGAAGCAGAAGAAAGGGCGAAAGAAGAUAUCAUUGUACCACAUGGAGAACCUGUCACCCUUGACACGUUUUUAGCAUGGAGGGAAAAAUUUGAAGCAGAGAUGGCGCUGGAACGAGCCAAAAUAAUGCCGGAAUCAGCUCUUUCUGCACCUAAGGAAAAGAAACUUACUGGCAGGCAGUGGUUUGAGAGUGGAAGAGCUUCUACGAAAGGUGCAGCCCCAGUUACUGAAGGAUUGGAUGAAGAAGAUGAUGAAGAUAUCGACUUUGACGAGGAUGAUUUCGAAGAUGAUGAGGAAGACAUGCUCGAGCACUUUCUUGCUGAGAAAUCAGAGUCAUCCUCUCACUCAUCCAGAAGGCCUUAGUUAUAUAUAUCAGUUCAUGUGGUUCAUCACAAGAAUGGGUAUCAAAUUCGGCUCGUAAUCUUAGUUCAUUCAACUUUUUGUUGUAUUGGGCUGUGUUCAAACGAUAUCAAUGAUGAUCGUGGAACUUGGAAGUCUGCAUUUUUGGUUAGAAAGAACAGCUAGUGGAGGUAGCCAUUUCAUAUGUUUGUUGUAAAUUUACUAUGGAAAGAUUCUUAUUCAAAACAUAACAUA